UUAACUGGUCUUGUGUUCUGCGCUGACAGGACGGCCGGGGUUUUGGAAUCGGUGUCUUGGUGUUCGGGAAGCUGCGGGGUUUCUCCUGGUGGCCCGGCAGGAUCGUGUCCUGGUGGAUGAGCGGCCGGAGCAGAGCUGCAGACGGCACUCGCUGGGUCAUGUGGUUCGGAGACGGAAAGUUCUCUGUGGUGUGUGUGGAGAAGCUCAUGCUUCUGAGCUCCUUCUCAUCUGCCUUCCACCAACCCUCCUACAACAAACAGUCCAUGUACCGGAAAGCCAUUUUCGAGGCUCUGCAGGUGGGCAGUGUGCGUGCGGGGCGGCCCGUUCCCUCCUGUGAUACGAGCGAAGAUGCGGAGGGGUUGGAGACUCAGACCCGACAGAUGAUAGAGUGGGCCAUGACCGGCUUCCUGCCCAACGGCCCGUCAUCACUGGAGCCUCCAGAGGGUAAAUCCUUUGAUAUAUCAUUCAUACGGAUCAGUUUUUGACACAAGUGGUCCUUC
This is a messenger RNA of Notothenia coriiceps (black rockcod), 500 nucleotides long. Its product is annotated as DNA (cytosine-5)-methyltransferase 3A-like. The transcript is spliced from 3 exons. The record is from RefSeq and is a predicted model, not a curated record. The coding region runs from base 117 to 485 and encodes 122 amino acids. NCBI's taxonomy places the organism in Eukaryota, Metazoa, Chordata, Actinopteri, Perciformes, Nototheniidae.